Gopherus flavomarginatus (Mexican gopher tortoise) is the source of this 1570-nucleotide messenger RNA. RefSeq names its product small integral membrane protein 29 (gene SMIM29). Lineage: Eukaryota; Metazoa; Chordata; Testudines; Testudinidae. The record is from RefSeq and is a predicted model, not a curated record. The transcript has 5 exons. Bases 230 to 535 code for a protein of 101 amino acids.
UGAGUUUGAGCCUGUGCUUGUCCUUCCUUAGGACCUAGCUGUAGGGCUUUGCAAAGCCUCCCGAGAGGGUGAUGAACACGUCUUGGGAGUGACGCCUCACCAGCAGCAGCCAUUGCACACACUGCCUAAGUGCUGUGGAGUUUUUGGUGAGGGUUAGCCAAGACGUUGUCUUCCUGAUGAAGAUCGGAGCCACCCCUCUGUCUCCCCUCGAGCAGUUGCUUCCGAUGCAAUGAGUAACACGACUACUCCCACCUCCGCCGGGACCUCCAGCGACUCCUUAGUAGGGUACGUCCUGGUGCCCUUCUUCCUCAUCACCGUCAUCGGCAUCGUUGUGGUGGUGAUGAUGUACAUUCAGAAGAAGAGGAGGUUUGACAGGUUACGUCACCACCUUUUACCGAUGUACAGCUACGACCCCGCAGAGGACCUGCACGAGGCUGAACAGGAGCUGCUGGGGGAUCCAGACGACACCAAGGUGAUGCGAGGCUGGGGUGGAUACCAGCCCCAUCGGACUCUGCUCAUGGACAUGAAAGCGUAACGCAGCUCGGCAACCAGUGUCCAGGCGAUGUACUAACCACCUCCACCCCUCUCCCUUCUUGUGGAUUUCUGUGCUAACGUCAAGUCCUCCCACAUGGAGUUAAUUGUUUAAAGCUCCACCCUCCAUUUUGCUCGACUUCUGUCCCCCUCCUCCCGUUCUGCCCUUUACAAGGUACGGCGGGUGUGUGUAGUCCUUGCUGGCUUUAGCUUCCGAGCGCUGUCAGCCCGUGCUGCCCCUGAGUGUUCCCGCCGGCGAAGCACUGAAGGCAUGGGCUGGGUCUUGGGUUUGCACGUUUUGACCAGGAACAGCUCUUUCCUCCUCUUGGUUGCAGAUAUAAAGCCCUCUGAGCCUUUUCACGUGGGCCCAGAAGAGAGGCUGUUGAUCCUGAGAGUGUGUUGGUGAAACUCCAUCGCUGGGUGGCUCAGAGACUCAGCCCCAGGAAACCCAGUUUAUCGCAGCCUCCCCUUCGGUAUAAGCCAUUUAAAACCAACGCAGUUGUGGUAUUGCAGAUGCAUCUGCUGACUGCACAGAGAACAAACCUCCUGCCAUGCUGCCUAUCUAUCGAAGCAUAUGCUGAGCGUGUUACUUUGCAUGGGGCAGUCCCAUGCACAAAUCUGAUUACUGUAUCUCUUGCUCGCUCUGUAUGGGGUCCUAGUUUAAUGGAGCCUUUGCUGCGAUCUUGAAAUAGCUGACAGCAAGCAUGUUUCCUUCAGCCCUGCAAAAGGCCAUUCAGAUGGGUGCAUUUGAAACAGUCCUGUGAUUCCAGUCACCCCAGGACAGAGAUGGGUUCAAUUUGGCUAUGCAGUAAAACCAGGGUGAGUUUAGCAGAGCAAAACUGUCUGUCUUUGCAUUCAGCCAAGAGGCCUUAUGUAUUUGCCAAGAAGGAGAAGUCUUCCUGGCACAAAAGCUACUGGAUAGUAAAACAACCAAACUCUGUAAUAGUUCAGCAAGGUGGAUCUUUCUACAUGGAUAAUUUUUGUAUUCAAUAGUAGCUUAUCUCUAUAUUUUGUAAAUAAAAAGGCACCGUGAAUGUGA